This is a messenger RNA of Trichogramma pretiosum, 1127 nucleotides long. RefSeq names its product zinc finger and BTB domain-containing protein 6-like. Bases 162 to 1127 code for a protein of 321 amino acids. Gene Ontology annotation, biological process: regulation of transcription by RNA polymerase II. Gene Ontology annotation, molecular function: DNA-binding transcription factor activity; RNA polymerase II cis-regulatory region sequence-specific DNA binding. Lineage: Eukaryota; Metazoa; Arthropoda; Insecta; Hymenoptera; Trichogrammatidae. The record is from RefSeq and is a predicted model, not a curated record. The transcript is spliced from 4 exons.
UCGAGUUCCAAGACGAGCAAGUGUUUUAAAAUUGUAUCUAAAAUUUUUUGUCUUUAAAAUCUUAAAAGUGUAGAGUUACUCGAAGCGUAUCACCUCGAACAUUUUCUCAGUGCGUACCGUGAAAAUUUGCUGUGAAUCCAUUUACCCAUUUGAUCAAGAAAAUGAUGGAAAACACCAGUGACGUAGUUAGGGUGAAGGAGGAGCCAAGCGAUACUUUGACGAACACAGGUGACGGUUAUGUUUUAGAUUCGGUAGAUUCUUACAAAGGCGAAAACUUUGAAACGUUACCGUUUCAUGAAGUGUCGGCAAAAAUCAAGAAUGAGGGUUUAUCGCUACAGGACCACUUAGAUGCAAAAAUAUUCAUCGAUUUUGAGUGCAAGGAUGUUAAACCUGAAACAAAGGCUCAACCGACCACCAUCUGCAAAUCUGAAAAUCAACAUUUUCAACAUACUGCAAAAAUAGAAAACGAGAAUCAGACCGUUAACUCAAACGAGACAUUAUCAAAAAUUCUGAUAGGAAAAGGAUGUAAUUAUGAUAAUGAUUGUCGAUUCAAUGUAAACUUCUCUUUAAAACUUGUCAAUUACCAGAAGCUACAAAAUUGUGAAAAAAAUAUUGAAAAAAGAUUAUUGUGUGCAUCAAAAAUGAAUCGAAAAACACAUGCAAGAGCAAGCCUGAAAAAGCUGAAUAUGACGAAUAUGGCACUUGAAACAAUUAGACCAUUUGAAUGUGAUACUUGUAAAAAAUCCUUUACUCAAAAAAAGUACCUCCAAUCUCACAUAAGUGCAGUACAUGAUCGUAGCAAACCCUUUGAAUGUGAGAUUUGUUAUGAAUCAUUUGGAUACAAGAGGGUACUGGAUGGACACAUAAAUUCAGUUCAUAAGCGCAGUAAACCCUUUGAAUGUGAGCUUUGUCACAAAUCAUAUGGAUUCAAAGCUGGCCUCAAACGUCACGUCACUGCAGUACAUGAUUGCAGUAAACCCUUCGAGUGUGAGAUUUGUCACAAAUCAUAUGGAUACAAAGAUCAGCUCAAAAUUCACAUAAAUGCAUUCAUAAUCAUAGCACACCCUUCGAGUGUGAGACUUGUCACAAAUCAUUUGUACAUAAAAGUGUCCUCAAAACCCACAUAA